AUGCUUCUUUCCGCCGCUGGAGCUGUUUCCUCUCCAAAAUACAAAUCAGAAGAGGCUCCAGAAUUUCCAUCCUCCCUCAGCCCAUCCCAAGUGCAGCGUGGCUUGCCCCGUGCAGAUCCCUCACCCCACCAUUCACUCCUGCAAGGCAGAAAGCUGUAUGCUGUCAUCGAUGCAGUGCCCGCGCGCCGUUGGAAAGAGUUUGUGCGAGGCCUGGGGCUCCGUGACGGCGAGAUCGAGUCUGUGGAAGUGGAACACAGGCAGCUCCGGGAGCAGCAGUACGAGAUGCUGAAACGCUGGCGGCAGCAGCAGGGUGCCACCGUAGAUGCUAUCUUUGCUGUGCUGGAAGACAUGCAGCUGGGAGGCUGUGCUCACGAGCUGAGGGAGCAGCUGCAGCCAAGCAACCUGCUGCCCAGCCACCUCUGAGUUGGGCUGCUAAGUGUUACCAACCUCCAGGCGGCGCUCUGAGUUCCCCCAGAACUGCAGCUCAUCUCCAACCUACAGAGAUUCCCUGGGAGAAAAUGCCAACUUUGGAGGGCGGAUUCUAUGGUAUACUAUAGAGUCAAGGAGAAAUGGAAGGCCUAGAGUGACAUUAUAUCCCUGCUGGGCUUCCGAGCUCCACCCUCUCCAGGCACCACCCCCAAAUCUCCAGGGAUUUCCCAAGUCAGAGUUGGCCACCCUACAGGGCACGGGCUGCAAGGCCUCUCCUCUAUCUGUGUGCCUUCCUGGCCUGCUGUUGGGCAAAGGUCAUGGUCAAACUUGAUGGGAACAGAAGACUUAGCUGAAAAGCUGAAUCAAUACAACAAGGACCAAGGAGGCUUGGUUGUGUAUUCGGCUUCUGUGAGCAUAAGGCGGCACAGGAAACCUGCAGCCAACCCUCCUUGUGAGAAUCCUGCCUCUCCAGGACAUAUCUGUACUUUUGUUACAAACAUUACCUUUUAAAGGUGCGCUCUUAACCCAUUCCCUAACUCCCCUCCACACUAAUAAUUUAUGGAUUUGUUCGAUGGACAAAAAAUAGUGGGUAAGCCCUGAGUUCAAAUCUAAUUUUAAAAUACUAGAGAAAGUUAGCACUUUUAGGCUAA
Messenger RNA from Eublepharis macularius, 1079 nucleotides. It is a transcript of the gene TNFRSF25, whose product is annotated as TNF receptor superfamily member 25. Gene Ontology annotation, cellular component: plasma membrane. Gene Ontology annotation, biological process: signal transduction. The coding region runs from base 1 to 423 and encodes 140 amino acids. Gene Ontology annotation, molecular function: protein binding. The transcript has 2 exons. The record is from RefSeq and is a predicted model, not a curated record. Lineage: Eukaryota; Metazoa; Chordata; Lepidosauria; Squamata; Eublepharidae.